GACUUUUAAAAUCCUGUCAUAUAUAUACUUCUUCAUCAUUAUGACAUGAUUUUAAAAGUCAUCAUCAUUGCGUCCUCAAGACUACUUCUCUCCCCCCCCCCCCUUUCUCUCCCUUUCUCUCUAAUCAUAUUUUAUGAAUGUGAGUCAAUGGUAGACUUGUUCUUACUGUGGGUCGAUGUUUUGGAAAGAAGUGGUCGCAUUGCAUUGUGAGGACGAAGUAACAUAUUGUUUGGAACCGAGACACGUGGGUGCUAGCUUAGGUUGACUUUGUGAUACUGUCGUGUCGUAAAACCCACUAUUUCUGCCUUUCAAAGUAAAUUGGCGUAAGUGCACAAGAUGUCUUGGAGAGGAGGUGGAGGACGAGGAGGAGGGGGACGAGGAGGUUUCCGAGGUGGUGGUGGUCGUGGUGGAGGCAGAGGGGGAGGAUUCCGUGGAGGCAGAGGAAGGGGAGGAGGAGGUGGAAACUUUUAUCAGGGUCCACCUGAAUAUGUCACAGAGGUUGGCUCCUACAUGCACCCAUGCCAGGAUGACUUGGUGGUACAUGGCAGCAUUGAAAAGAUUCCAUACUUCAAUGCACCCAUCUUCCUGGAAAACAAGCAGCAGAUCGGCAAAGUAGAUGAAAUUUUUGGACAUCUUACAGACUACUUCUUCUCUAUCAAAUUAUCAGAAAAUAUGUCAGCAUCGUCAUUUAGUAAAGAUCAAAAGUUCUUCAUUGAUCCAAUGAAGCUGCUCCCCUUACAGAGGUUCCUUCCCCAGCCCGCUGGAGGCAGAGUCCAGAAGAGGGGCGGUGGACGAGGUGGAAGAGGAGGGCGUGGCGGUGGUAGAGGUGGUGGUGGAUUCAGAGGUGGUCGUGGUGGUGGAUUUGGCCGGGGAGGAGGAGGUGGAUUUAGAGGAGGACGAGGCGGUGGUGGCUUCAGCAGAGGAGGGGGACGAGGAGGAGGUUUUAGUAGGGGAGGAGGCGGUUCCAGAGGAUUCCGAGGCGGAAGGUGAUGACCAAGGAUCUGGGUUUUUUUUUCCAGCUGGAGAAUUUUUAUUUUUUCGACAACAACCACCACUGUCAUCAUUACAUCACAUUGGAGACAGGGACAAUGCUUCAUCAAAAUGCCUCCUGCAGUCUCUGUCUCGAGCAAAAAUUAUUAUCAGGGACAAUAGACGAUUGCUGUACUGUGCAACACAAACCCGUCUGACAUAGUAGGGAGUGUUUUAGACUGUGUGUAUGAGAACAGCAUCCAUGUCUUCUGUAACAGAUCAUAGUUCAUAUGUUUGAACAUAGUUGAGUGGCCCCAUUGACUACAGAUUGCACUCGAUACGUAUUGCCAUGGGAAGUCACAUGGAAAACGUUACAUGGGGCUCUGGGCGAUAUUGCUCCUGAAAAUCUCCAUUGCAAUGUUGAAGCUUAUCCAAUGUUGCAGAUUUAGGCAGUAGGUGGUGAAUAGUGGCCCCAGAAAAUAAAAAAUAUUAAUUUUUCACAUGUUCUGAAAACAAGCGCAAUACCUUAGAAUGACCCCACUACACUGUAAUAAGGGGGGUAUUGAAUUAUGGCUAAAAUCAAUUUCAAGCAUCUGUGUACCAUUGAAAGAAAGAAGGAAAAAUUGUUUAUCUUUCUUGAAAUUGAUUACAGCUUUUCUUACCCACCCCCUUCCCUAUUUCUAUUUCUUUUUUUACCAUUAUGGAUGUGAAUAAUUCAUAUGAUGAAUGUCCAAAAAUGGAAAGGUCCAUAAUUAUCUGAACCUUGAUGUUAAUUGUCCAGUAGUGGUUGUAUUGUAAAUAUGUGUAUAUACCAGUACAUUAUUCUGAGGGGGGGAGUAAUACAUUGAAAAAUCUGGCUUCUAACAAGAUAUAUGAUCACCAAGUCAUAGGCCCAUAUUCUGAACUCAAGAUUUAUUUCAAACUAUAGUCUUACAUUUUUGACUUUGUGUUACAGAUUUUCUCAUGAAAUUGGUGUUUACUGCAACUUCUUUCAUUCAUCUUUAAUGUUAUGAAUGAUCCCGGUUGUGAUUUUGUGAAAUGCAUGUACAAAUGCUACAAUUUGUCUUUUCUUUUUAUCCCCUUCUCCCUGCAAGUAAAUUAAUUAAGAUAACUUUUUAUUGAUGCUUUGCAGGCUUUUACCUUUAUAGUUUAUUGAUAUAGUUCCUUCAUUAUUUUAAUUGAUAGACCUUGUGCAUGUGAUGUCAUAAUAUCAUAGCGCCCUCCCUCAGAGGAUAUAGGAAUAUGCGUAAAAGGAGUUGUCAGAGAUCCGCCAGGUGCAGAUCACCAACGCAUGCAGGGCUAUGGCUUCAGCCUCUAAGAUGGCGGUGCAAUGAUGUCAAUGCAUAAGGUCUUAUGUUUUAUGGAGAUUUACUUUCGUGAAAGUUGUUAGCACUGACAAGUUGUUAUCUGACAUUUACUAUGGUAACAGUCAGACACUUGUGUGCUUUUCAUCUAAUCUAAACCUAGGAAAAUUAUCAGAUAAUUUAUGAAGAUGAAAGUCUCACAAAUCUUAAUCAUAUAGUUACUUUAAUUUCAUGUCAUGUUAUGACAACAUGCAUUAUUAUUUAUUCAUAUUAAAAAAUUAUGUCUAAUGUAGGCCUUGUAGUAUAAUUCAAUUUGAUAUUUCUUAUCAAAUGUUUGUCUCAAGAUAGCUUUUAGAAAAAGUCACAUACCUCUUCUUGAAUUAUGUACAAAAUUUUAAAACUGUUUUUAAUAAAAAACAUUUGAAUCAA
Lytechinus pictus (painted urchin) is the source of this 2702-nucleotide messenger RNA. RefSeq names its product H/ACA ribonucleoprotein complex subunit 1-like. Gene Ontology annotation, cellular component: box H/ACA snoRNP complex. Gene Ontology annotation, biological process: ribosome biogenesis; snoRNA guided rRNA pseudouridine synthesis. Gene Ontology annotation, molecular function: box H/ACA snoRNA binding. The record is from RefSeq and is a predicted model, not a curated record. NCBI's taxonomy places the organism in Eukaryota, Metazoa, Echinodermata, Echinoidea, Temnopleuroida, Toxopneustidae. Bases 337 to 990 code for a protein of 217 amino acids. The transcript has 7 exons.